Messenger RNA from Rotaria sp. Silwood2, 621 nucleotides. Lineage: Eukaryota; Metazoa; Rotifera; Eurotatoria; Philodinida; Philodinidae. The record is from the annotation of a GenBank genome assembly.
AUGAAAGAAAAAGCUGUGCCUCCGAAUCAUCUUGUUUUGGCUUUUUCCUACAACAUCAUUGGUCUUCUGGCUAGUAAUAUGAAAAAUUACUCGGAAGCACUUGAGUUUAACGAAAAAGCAGUAAAAGUAGCAGAGGAAUCUCAACCUCGUAAUCAUGUUAUUUUAGUUCUUGCGUAUGAAAGUAUUGGUAUAGUGCAUGAAAACAUGGGUGAAUACUCGAAAGCACUUGACUAUUACGAAAAAUCACUUAAGAUAAAACAAGAAUCUCAACCUUUGGAUCAGUGUAAUUUGGCUGCAUCUUACCACAGCAUCGGUUGGGUGUAUAAUUCGAUGGGUGACUAUUCCAAAGCACUUGAAUUUAACGAAAAAGCACUUAAGAUAAGAGAAGAACUACAGCCUCCAAAUCAGCGUGACAUGGCUCAUUCGUACAACAACAUUGGCAUAGUGUAUAAUAACAUGAGUGAAUACUCAAAAGCUCUCGAUUUUCACAAGAAGGCAAAUCAAAUCUACAAAAAUGUUCUUCCUCCAAAUCAUCCGGAUUUGGCUACUUCGUACAACAAUAUUGGUUUGGUGUAUGAUUCGAUGGGUGACUAUGGAGUCAUUGAAGUAUUACGUAAUUAA